Messenger RNA from Ostreobium quekettii, 870 nucleotides. The record is from the annotation of a GenBank genome assembly. Lineage: Eukaryota; Viridiplantae; Chlorophyta; Ulvophyceae; Bryopsidales; Ostreobiaceae.
AUGGAUGGCAGCAUAUGGAUUGGGACAGGUCCUGAAGAUGAGCAGGACAAGCCACUGCCGCAGACGGGACAAUGGGAGCAUGGCUGGAAUGUCGAUUCCCUGAACAAUGAGAUCAUUGCGGGAAUACACAAUCACCUCUUGGAACGGCUGCAGGAAAUGAAGCAGCAGGGAAUUGUGGAGGUCACCAUCAACAGCAGGGGCUUUAUCAUGCAGCCACAGUGGGUGUUGGAACAGACUGAGUCAAUAGCUGAACAUUUGGGUGGCAUUCGUGUUGAUGAGCUGGGCGGAAUCAUGAGGGUUCUGAAUCUGGAAGCUGUGAGGAGGCGACCGAGGAACAGUGUCCCACACAACAUUCCACAUGGCAGUGCUCCAGCUGGAGCACACGCAUCCAAGAUGCUGCCCAGAUCAGUGCAAAUGUACCCAGGAACUUACCAUUCGUCACAGAGGGAACGGUACGCAGGGAAUGCUGUUCAGAUGCCAAGAUCUGGAAUGGGCCCAUUCCUCAACUCAGUAUUGGAACCGCCCGAUGCGGCACACCACCAGGGUAGCCCCGCCAGAACAUGUGGGCCCAGUGGCUGGACUGAACAAGCAGGGAGGCCAUUUUCAAGGCACAGCGCAAGGUCAUCAGUGAACCAAAGGCAAGGUGCCCCUGGUCCAAUGGUUCAGGUGCAAGGCGUGCACCCUGGAAACGACACUGCAGGCACGGCAAAUGACCUGCGAGGCUCUGGAGGUUCGUAUAGACACAAAAGAGAUGGCAGAGAAUGCGUCUCCCGGGGGGGGCGUGGCGCCAGAGGAAGGAGAGGGGGAAGGGGGGCGAAGGGCUCAUCAACAGGCAGAAAUUCAGGGAAGGCAAAGGAUCAGAGCCCAUAG